AUGACCAAGUCUCAGGGUCCAGUGUCAUUUGAGGAUGUGGCUGUGAAUUUCACUCAAGAGGAGUGGCAGCAGCCUGCUCAGAGGACCCUGUAUAGGGAUGUGAUGCUGGAGAACUACAGCCACCUGGUCUCAAUGGGAUAUCCUGUUCCCAAACCAGAUGUCAUUGCCAAGUGGGAACAUGGAGAAGAGCCACGGAUCGUAAAGAGAGACAUAGUGCACUGGAUCUAUCCAGGUGAAAUUCUGGCAGAUGGGAGACAAGGGAAGAAGAGUGGACUUGACAUCCCUCAGCUGGGUAUUUUUGGAGAUGUUUCCUUUCAUAAAGAAAUUGAAAGUGUCACAAGGGAUCAUUCAUUGUACUCCAUUUCAGAAGUCUGGCAAGGUGAUGACCACCUGAAGAGAGAUGAGGAAAACCAAGACAAGUCUUUCAGGCAGGUCACAAUCAUCAGCAACAAAAGAUUUAUGGAGGAGUCAGGUCAUACUAAUGCCUUUGGAAAACUAUUCCAUAAGUGCACAGACCUAGGUACUUCAAGACAAAGACUGUAUAAAUACGACUCAUUUGAAGAGAGCUUGAAAUCUAAUAAAAUCCUACUCAAUUGUAAUAGGAGUUAUGCAAGAAAAAAUACUGAUGAGAAUUUUGGAUGUGAGAGAACAUCUAGCUACAGUUCUUUCCAUUCUAAGCAUGAGAAAAUUCUUAAUGGAGUGAGAUACUGUGAAGGUAAUCAGUGUGGAAACAUUCUCAGUGCUAAACAAUCUCUUAUUCAAUAUACAAAUAUUGAAACUGGGGAGAAGUACUGUGUAUGUAUUGAAUGUGGAAAAUUCUUUCUCAAGAUGUCACAGCUCAUUAUACAUCAAAGAAUUCAUACUGGAGAGGAAACAUAUGAUUGCAGUGCAUGUGCAAAAGCCUUCAGUGAGAAGUCACACCUCAUUGUAUAUCAGAGAAUUCAUACAGGGGAGUGACCUUGUGAAUGUUCUGAAUGUAGAAAAACCUUCUCUCAGAAAUCAUCCCUCAUUAUACAUCAGAGAUUUCAUUCUGGGGAAAAACCAUAUGAAUGUAAUGAAUGUGGGAAAGCCUUCUCCCAGAAAUCUCCCCUCAUCAUACAUCAGAGAAUUCAUACUGGGGAAAAACGAUAUGACUGUAGUCAGUGUAACAAAGCUUUCUCCCAGAAGUCACAGCUUAUUAUACAUCAUAGAGCACAUACUGGAGAGAAGCCAUAUGAGUGCACUGAAUGUGGGAAAGCAUUCUGUGAGAAGUCCUACCUCUUUAUACAUAAGAGAAUUCACACCAAAGAGAAACCCUACAAAUGUGCUCAAUGUGAGGAAGCCUUUAGCAGGAAGUCAGAACUUAUUAUACAUCAGACAGUUCGUACUGGGGAGAAACCCUAUGAAUGUACUGAAUGUGGCAAGAGCUUCUCCCAGAAGUCACAGCUCAUCAUGCAUCAGAGAACACAUACUGGAGAGAAACCCUAUAAAUGCAGUGAAUGUAGAAAAGCCUUUUGUCAGCAGUCCCAUCUCAUUGGACAUCAGAGAAUUUACACAGGAGAAAAGCCUUACGUGUGUACUGAAUGUGGGAAAGCCUUCUGUCAGAAGUCCCACCUCCCAGGACAUCAGCGAAUUCAUACAGGAGAGAAAACUUACAUAUGUACUGAAUGUGGAAAGGCAGUUUCCCAGAAAUCAGAACUUGUUGUACAUUGUAGAAUUCAUACUGGGGAGAAACCCUAUCAGUGUACUGUAUGUGGGAAGGCCUUCACCCAGAAGUCACAACUGACUGUACACCAGAGAAUUCAUACAGGUGAGAAAACCUGUUUAUGUAUUACAUGUGGAAAAGCCUUUGCUAAGAAGUCACAGCUCAUUGUACAUCAAAGAAUUCAUACUGGAAAGAAGCCAUAUGAUUGUGGUGCAUGUGGAAAAGCCUUUAGUGAGAAAUUUCACCUCAUUGUACAUCAGAGAACUCAUACUGGGGAGAAACCUUAUGAAUGUUCUGAAUGUGGAAAAGCCUUCUCUCAGAAAUCAUCCCUCAUUAUACAUCAGAGAGUUCAUACUGGGGAAAAACCAUAUGAAUGUAGUGAAUGUGGGAAAGCUUUCUCCCAGAAAUCACCCCUCAUUAUACAUCAGAGAAUUCACACUGGAGAGAAACCUUAUGAAUGUAGAGAGUGUGGGAAAGCUUUCUCCCAGAAGUCACAACUUAUUAUACAUCAUAGAGCACAUACAGGAGAGAAGCCAUAUGAGUGCACUGAAUGUGGGAAAGCCUUCUGUGAGAAGUCCCAUCUCAUUAUACAUAAGAGAAUUCACACUGGAGAGAAACCCUACAGAUGUGCUCAAUGUGAAGAAGCCUUUAGCAGGAAGACAGAACUCAUUACACACCAGUUAAUUCAUACUGGAGAGAAACCCUAUGAAUGUACUGAAUGUGGCAAGAGCUUCUCCCGGAAGUCACAGCUCAUUAUACAUCAGAGAACGCAUACUGGAGAGAAACCCUAUAAAUGCAGUGAAUGUGGAAAAGCCUUUUGUCAGAAGUCACAUCUCAUUGGACAUCAGAGAAUUCACACAGGAGAAAAGCCUUAUGUGUGUACUGAAUGUGGGAAAGCCUUCUCUCAGAAGUCCCACCUCCCAGGGCAUCAGCGAAUUCAUACAGGAGAAAAACCUUACAUAUGUGCUGAAUGUGGAAAGGCAUUUUCUCAGAAGUCAGACCUUGUUUUGCAUCGCAGAAUUCAUACUGGGGAAAGACCCUAUCAAUGUACUGUAUGUGGGAAAGCCUUCAUACAGAAGUCACAACUUACUGUACAUCAGAGAAUUCAUACAGUAUAAAAGCUAUAAGAAUGAACUGAACACAGAAAAGCCUUCAGUAUUAGCUCAAGCUUUAAUAAAUAUUAGAAAACUGAUGAAAUUCAUGAGUUUGGGGCAAAAACCUCAAUAGAUAAAAUUCUGCAACAGAAGUCAUGUUUCUAGUGUGGUGAUACUUAAGUUUUUCAGCAAAGAUGAUGGAAAAUAAUUAUAUAAAUGAAGGACAUUUUCAUCAUGGCAGGUAAAACUUUUUUAAAAUUAUGAACUGAAUUAUCAGCACCACAGCAGAACAAAUUAUAUAUACAGAGUAUUGUCAAGUUACAUAUUCCUGAUCAUACCAUAUAAUCAUAAUAUUUGACAUUACUAUUUGCCUAGCAUAAUUAUGGCCAUACAGUAAUUCCCUAUAAAGUACAUGAAGAAAUUUUGAAUAGAAAAGCACCAAUUCCUAGAAACUACACUCUAGGAAGGGGACUUUUGUAUGAACCCUAAAGUUACUUGUAAAAUUCUUCUGGUAGAAAGAUGGAAAGAUGAGUUGAUCAGAUUCAGUAAAAAACACAUUGCCGUCAAGUCAGUUUCAACUCAUAGUGACCUCCAGGACAGAGUAGAACUGCCCCAUAGGGCUUUCAAGGCUGUAAUCUUUAC
Messenger RNA from Trichechus manatus latirostris (Florida manatee), 3420 nucleotides. Its product is annotated as zinc finger protein 300. The record is from RefSeq and is a predicted model, not a curated record. Lineage: Eukaryota; Metazoa; Chordata; Mammalia; Sirenia; Trichechidae. Gene Ontology annotation, biological process: regulation of DNA-templated transcription.